Messenger RNA from Rhodamnia argentea, 2092 nucleotides. RefSeq names its product heat shock factor protein HSF8-like. The transcript has 2 exons. Gene Ontology annotation, biological process: regulation of transcription by RNA polymerase II. The record is from RefSeq and is a predicted model, not a curated record. Gene Ontology annotation, cellular component: nucleus. Gene Ontology annotation, molecular function: RNA polymerase II cis-regulatory region sequence-specific DNA binding; DNA-binding transcription factor activity. Bases 202 to 1737 code for a protein of 511 amino acids. NCBI's taxonomy places the organism in Eukaryota, Viridiplantae, Streptophyta, Magnoliopsida, Myrtales, Myrtaceae.
CUCUCCAUUCUUGCGUCCUGGUUGGUUUCCUUCUCCUCCUGAACGAAAUCGUUUCUCUGCUUCGUCUUCUUCUUCUUCUUCUUCUUCUUCUUCUUCACUCUCGGCAAUAAAAGUUCAGUCUUUGACUUCCACCCCAUAUGUUUCCAUCCCUGCCUCCUCUUUAGCACUAGACUCUCUCUCUCUCUCUCUCUCUCUGUGGAAAUGGACGCUGUGAAAGACAGCGUCGGAGACUCUCAGCGGGGGGAGGGGUCGCCUCCGGCUCCGAUGAAUGACCCCAGCAACGGCACGCCGCCGCCGCCGUUCCUAAGCAAGACGUACGAUAUUGUGGACGACCCGGCGACGGACGCGGUCGUGUCGUGGGGACCCGACAACAACAGCUUCGUGGUGUGGAACCCGCCCGAGUUCGCCCGAGAACUUCUGCCCAAGUUCUUUAAGCACAACAACUUCUCCAGCUUCGUCAGGCAGCUCAACACUUACGGUUUCAGAAAAGUCGAUCCAGAUCGGUGGGAGUUUGCCAAUGAGGGCUUUCUGAGGGGUCAGAAACACCUGCUUAGGAGUAUAAAUAGACGAAAACCUGCUCAUGGACACGUUCAUCAGCUGACACAGCAACUACAUUGUAAAUCAGCCAGUGCUUGUGUGGAGGUUGGAAAGUUCGGGCUUGAGGAAGAGGUUGAGAGGCUCAAAAGAGACAAGAAUGUGCUUAUGCUGGAGAUUGUAAGGUUGAGGCAACAACAGCAGGCUACCGAGAAGCAAUUACAAGCGACGGUCAAACUUCUUCACAGGAUGGAGCUGCGGCAGCAGCAGAUGAUGUCAUUCCUGGCAAAGGCAGUUCAGAGCCCUGCAUUAAUGGUUCAGUUUGUACAACAGCAGAAUGAGAACAACAGGCGAAUAACUGAAGGCAACAAAAAGCGAAGGCUUAAGCAGGAUGAUGUGUCUGAGAAUGAGGAUACCGUUGCUUCGGAUGGGCAGAUUGUUAGAUGUCACCCUCCAAUGAAUGAGGCAUCUAAGGUUAUGCUGCGGCAGAUCAUGGGACUGGAUGCUUCUCCUCAUGGAGAAUCUUGUGAUGCAACGUCAGACAGUUUCCCGAUCAGUGAUGGAUUAUCUUUAUCUAACAGCAGAAGUUCUUCGAGUCACGUAUCUGGAGCAGCUCUGCAGGAGGUGCCACAGACUUCGGAGCAUUUAUCAUAUAUGCCUAUAGCAUCGGGUGUCUCGGGUAACAGGCCCUCAGCCAUCACAACUGAAGUGCAAAAAUCCCCUGAAACUGGCCGAUCUCAAAGGGCGACUCUAGGUGAGAUUCCUGCUGUGAGUUUGCCUGGUGGAACAGGAGAUUGUCAGGCUGCCUUAAUUGGCAAGGAAGAUGUGAUUUUGCCUGAGCUCUCUCCAUUGCCAGAUAUGAUGCAAGAUGGGAUUCCAGAUACUGCUGGUGAGGGUGAAGCGGAAACUGAUUCAGGAACCGGUGCUUUCUUGGAUCCCGAUUCAUUCAAUGCAUCAAUAUCGGUAGAUAUUGGCGAUCUCUCUCCUGAUCCUGAUAUUGAUGCUUUGCUGGAGAAUUCUUCCCUUUGGGACGAUCUUCUCGUACAAAGCCCAGUGCUUGGGAAGAUUGAAUCAACUUUAAUAGAAGGUAACUCAACAGACGAGGAUAUGCAGCCAGUGGAAAAUGGAUGGGACAAAGCUCAGCAUAUGGAUGAGCUCACACAACAAAUGUGCCAUCUGACAUCUGAUAACAAAUGGGAAUGAUCUCGAUUGGGAUUUUUAGAGUGGCUCUCCCGUUGUCCAAGAUUAGGUUCUAAAACAAAGCAAGAAGAUAAGCAUUCGUGUUUCUCUUUUUGGGCAGUUUUUAGCACUCGUCAAAUCAUCCCUUUCAUAUCUGUUAUUGCUUCCCCUUUGUCAGUUAGAAUAAUCAGUGCCGGUUCGGUGGCGGACAUACGCAUACUUUGGGCUUCUUCCUGGUGCCCUCUCGUCUGGAGAUGUGAUUUAAAGUGGCUCUGUGAUUUCGAAGGAUGGUGACCGUUUUCAUAUGAUAGUUACAGAUAAGCUUUUGAUUAACAAGUAACUGACUUGUGUUGGAUUUAGUUUCUGGAGGUUUUUUCUU